Molecule: messenger RNA, 3995 nt
Organism: Limulus polyphemus (Atlantic horseshoe crab)
Lineage: Eukaryota; Metazoa; Arthropoda; Merostomata; Xiphosura; Limulidae
Exons: 8
Coding region: 386-1645 (419 amino acids)
Source: RefSeq, a predicted model, not a curated record
AGGGAAGAGCUGCGAGGAGACGUGGGGAGGAAGAAGAGAAAGAAGGAGAGCUUUGCUGAGUUGUAUGUUGACUGCAGACGUUUUCUUUCUCUCUCCUGGACUUGAGCGUUGGAUGACAACGUUCUGUUUCGGGAGCGGGUGAGGUGGCGAGAACAGGAACUUGUCGAUUUUGAUGAGUCGUGGGUUUGUUAGUGUAUGAUUCGUGACCUGGAGGCUUGAGGGGAAGAACGGUGGAAGGUAGGUAGCAUCGUCUGGGUAGAAAUAAACAUUAGUUAGCAAGUGUUCUGCACUGAAUUUGGAGGUAGUAACAAUCUUGACGUAUUGGGUUGGCAAGUUUGUGAUUCUUGAUUUGAUGCGGUAAACUGCAUGAAUUGUAUAGUCUGGUAUGGCCUCCAGGCUUGUGUGUAUGUCAUCGGUUGAGAUGGACUGGUCGACGUUUCUAAGGAAAACAGAGAAAAGUUGUGAAUUAGCUCUGGGAGGUUUCCAAGUAACUGAAAUCAGAUGUCUUCGGCUAGUUAGUCUUCAUAUUCCAAAAACAGUGAUAGCUGGCAGUCCAGCUUGGCUUAACUGCACGUACGCCUUGGAAACAGAUGUUCUGUAUGCAGUGAAAUGGUAUAAAAAUGAAACCGAAUUCUACCGCUAUGUACCACGUGACAACCCUCCAGCACAGAUUUACAGUUUACCGGGAAUAUACAUAGAUCUGAGAAAGUCUUACGAAGGGCACGUGUUUCUUAACGAAACUGACAUGAAUUCUGAAGGUAACUACAGAUGUGAAGCGUCAGCUGAGGCACCUUCCUUUCAAACUAUAAUGGGUGAAAAGAAAAUGCAGGUGCAUGUUAUACCACAAAAGGGCCCUGCCAUCGAAGGUAUCCAGCCCAAGUACGAUGUUGGAGACUUCGUUAAUGUCACUUGCAAGUCUUCUCCGUCUCGACCAGCUGCCAAGAUCCAUUGGUUUAUCAAUAACCAAGAGCCUUUACAUCAUGCUCUGGUUCCUUAUCUGGAGAAUGAAAACAUUCGAGGACUAAUCAGCUCUAAGAUGGGUUUAUAUUUCGAACUCAUGGAUCAACAUUUCGUACAAAAUGCCAUCACUUUAAGAUGUUCGGCGGCCAUUCUAAACAAUUAUACCUUAAGCAGUGAAGAGAUUGUCAUCGGUGGAAGCUUCUCUCUCUCUAGUCCUUACCCAAGAAUAGGUUCAAAUUCGGGAGGUCCCGUAAUUACUGGCGGUUACCCAGUUUACAGAAUUAACGAUGUCGUCGAUGUUAACUGUUCUUCUGCCACUACUAAAACUCCAGUUUUACUCCACUGGUUCAUCAACGAACAACCGGCUCCCGCAAGGCAUCUGGUGAGAUACCGUGUACAAAUGGACAGACAAAACGAGAUGAUAGCAGUUCUAAGACUGAGAUUCAUCACCAAACACAAACAUUUUCAAGAUGGAGAGAUGCAUCUGAAGUGUACUUCAACUUUGUCCGAUGUUAAGAAUAUGUCCACUAGGGAGAACGUUUUUGGUAAUCACCAUAAAAACUCCAAACUACAUGCUUCCGAAGAUGAAGUUAUUGGAAAUAGUGCUCAGCUGCUCAGAAGUCAGCUCCUCUACCAUUUCCUCUUCGUUUUUACUACAGCGAAGCUCCUGGUUAAGCCCUUCUAACAGGAUCGGAUAAUUCUCUAUCUUAACUUUGUAAAAGCUAAAGGUCGGAUCUUCAAUGCUUUUCAAUUUGUGUUCAUGUUAGUAAAGUUUCAACAAACAUUCUACUAAAUACAAUCCUUACCUUGCACAUAACAAACUGGCAACGAAACAUAUGAAGAAAGAAACGUUGAGUUCAUAUUUCAAACUUAAUAUUUAGGGCAUGCCAUAAAGACUUAAUAAUGGCGGCUUAAGAAAAAAAAAUAUUAUGGUUGUAAGCUGUGACUUACUAUAAAGUGAACAAAAAAUAUCAAAAAUAAUAAUACUAAAGUUAUAGACACUUGUGGAGAAAGUCUUUUUAGGACUAAUCUACAAAAAUAGCAUAGAUUUAGAUUAGUCCCCAAGAUAUGUUACUGUCCAUUUACCUGUGUUGUUCAUGAUGAAAGCUCUACCUAAGUUAUCUAUAAGUAUCUUGUUGGCUUACGAAAAUUAGAAUGCCGCCACUUUGUUCAAAACUACUACAUUAAUAACUUCAAGCUAACUAAUUUGAUAGUGUAAUUCAAAUUUCUCUCUGAUGAAAGUUGAAUUUUAUAUUAAUGGAGUGAACCUUUAUGGUCUGUACGCAAGCCGUCCCUAAAGAAAGUUGAAAAUUAGAUAUUAGAAGUAAAUCUUUAUUAACUUUUUGUACUGUAUCCCUGAUGAAGACUUAAAUUUAGGUUUUAGGAGCAAAUCCUUAUGAACAGUGUGUAAGAUGUCCCUGAUGAAGGCUUAAUUUUAUAAUUUGACAUAAAACAUUGUUUUCUGCAUGUGCGCUAAUGUGCCCCUGAUGAAUACUUAGAUUUAGAUUUUAAGAAUAAAUUAACAUUGAUUGCUUGAGCGUAAAUGCUUUUAUUUCCAGAAAUACAAUUAAUAAAAUUAUUUGAAAGUGUUUAUUUCAAGUUCGUUUAUUUAUUUAUGCUCACGAGAAGCAUUUUUGUCCAAUCUUUGGCUUAGAAGACAAAAACAUUGUGUACUGUAGUAAUUAUAACAACUUUGCGCUAUUUCAUCAAAUAAAAGUUUUGUUCUUGGAAGUGUUUUUGAAGUUAUAUUUAUUUUUAACUGUAAAAUCCUAUCAUUUAGUGUAGUUUCAUUGUGAAGUAGUAGAUGGCACCAAAGAAAAUGGUAACACAUUGAAAUAAGUAGAAAGGAAUAUAACACAAGUGUAUGUCAAUAAAGUAUUUAAUUUAAAGAAUUAACUAUGGUAUUACGUCAAAAAAAAGAGAGGAAAGAGUUAAACUAUUGUAGCAAAUCCAUGAAAACUAAAUAACUGUGGUACUAAAUUCAAGAAAAAGAACUACCAAUGGUAUUAAGUUCAAUAAUUAAUAAUAACUAUGGUAUUAAGUCCAAGAAAAAAUAACCGUCAUGUAAAAUCUAAAUACAAAACAAUUAUAAUAUUUGAAAGAUACAAGAAAAUGUAAUAACUGCGGUAAUAAACCCAAAGUAACAGAAAUAACUACGAUAUUAAGUUGAAGCUAAAGGGCAAAUUGUGCAGCUAAAUCCAAAGAAAAAAGAACUAAUUAUGGUAUUAAGUCCAAGGUAAAAGCUACAUAAAAUGUUAAACUAUAGUAUUAUGUCGAAGAAAUGAUAUCUCGUGAUAGUGUAUACCGCUCUUCUAUUUUUCUAUUAUAGAUAUAUUAUUAUGAAGUAAAAUUAUGAUGGUAUAGAUUCGUUGUUCAGUUUAAUUUAUUUCUAUCAGUUUAUUAACAAUAUAUAUUUACUGCCACCUAUCACAAUGUAAUGAAACUAUGUAUUUCAAUAUUAACUGAAACAAAUAUCUAAUAUUUAGUUAAUCUAUGUAUUAGAACAUUAUAAGAAGCAUCUACAUUAACUACAUGUUCUCACACGAUAAUUAGAUAGUAUGUUUCUACAUUUUUGUGAACUGUUUAUCAGCGUUUACUUUCUCUUAUUUGUAGACUUGACUUUUUGAUAAAUUUUGCAUAUCUUUCUACGAUAACUUAUUAAACGUUUGCUUUCUUUUUAAUAAAUACUUUUUAACUUCAAGCUGUUAAACUACACGUAUUUUGUAAAUGUAUAUAUUUUUGUCUCUUUUCAAGUGUCCAACUAUAUAUGUAUAUAGAUAUCUAUAUAUAUUGUAAAGGUGGUUACGUUUUGUCUUUUUUCCAGCAACUGCAUAAUUUUGUAACAAUAGUUGUUGUUUUUCUCUUUUCAAGUGUUAAACUGCAUAUAUUUUGUAAAGACGGUUAUGUUUUGUCUUUUCAACUAUUCAUAUACAUAGAUUUUGGGCAGUAGUUAUGUUUCAUCUCCUUUUCAAGAGUUCAAAUGUAUAUUAUUUUAAAAGUAGUUAUAUUCUGUCUCUUUCUAGCUAUCAUAUAGC